Messenger RNA from Wyeomyia smithii (pitcher-plant mosquito), 2603 nucleotides. It is a transcript of the gene MED15, whose product is annotated as mediator of RNA polymerase II transcription subunit 15. The record is from RefSeq and is a predicted model, not a curated record. Gene Ontology annotation, molecular function: transcription coregulator activity. Bases 138 to 2486 code for a protein of 782 amino acids. Gene Ontology annotation, biological process: regulation of DNA-templated transcription. The transcript is spliced from 3 exons. Lineage: Eukaryota; Metazoa; Arthropoda; Insecta; Diptera; Culicidae.
CUCGCGAGUUGUCAGUUUUCACUUUUCACACCUGGAUUUUCUGAACAGCGUUUGAAUGUUCCAGCAGAUAGUUCAAAAUAUUCGAUUAUAUAACAAUCACUCGUACUAUCACCUAACGAAAGUGUAACGCUUGAAUUAUGGCGGAUGAUAAUUCUUGGAAAACACCGAGCUUUCGACAAAGUGUUGUCAACAAAAUUAAUGAAGCUAUCCAGCAAUCCGGGUUGACAUCCAGCAAAAAUGGGCUCGAAAUGGAGAAUCAUGUUUUUACUAAAGCUCGCAACAAGGACGAAUAUCUUGGCUACGUGGCUCGAUUGAUACUUCACGUUCGUGAAAUGAAUUCCAAAAACAAAAAUCAGCAGAAUGUGGCCGGCUCAAAUCAAGAUGGUGGUAAUCCUGGUCAACAGGGUGGAAUGCCUGAUCCUAUUAACGCUCUGCAAACGCUGGCAUCUCAAGGUACACGACCGCAAAUGAUGGGUGGACAAAUGGGGCCGGGUGGUCCCAUGGGAGGGCAAAUGGGUGCUGGCAAUGCAUCCAACCUGCUACAGACAUUGAACCGUCCGCAGAUGCCAAUGACGGGUGGUAUGGCUGGAAUGCAAGGAGCCAGCCGUGUAGGCAUGGGAGGACCUAAUCAAAUGGGCGGCAUGAUGUCAGGCCAGCCUGGAAUGCCGAAUCAGAUGGUUGGCGUCAUGGGCCCUGGUGGUAUGAGUGGAGGAAAAAUUGUCGGUAUUGGCAACCAGGGACAAAUGGGCCAAAUGAAUCCAAUGCAAAUGCAAAAUCAGAUGGGUGGAACUGGUAUGCAGCAGGGGCAACAACAGAACCAGCAGCAACCCGGACAGCAACAGGGAACCGGUCCGGGUGGUUCCAAUCAGAUGAAUCCAAUGGGUGCGAUGGGAGGAAUGCAAAUGAACCCUGGCGCACAGAUGAACCAGAAUACUAUGAACCAACAAUUGAAUUCCGCUGGUAUGAAUCAAGGACCUGGUCAAAUGAGUGGUAAUAGUCCUAUGGAUAAUAUGGGCGUUGGACCAAAUCAAGUUAUUCGACAACAAAUGCCGCCAGGAAUGAAUCCCAAUCAACAACAAAUGAAUAUGGCAGCAGGACAGAUGAAUCAAAUGAAUCCAGGUGUGGGAGGACCUGGAGGAAACAUGUCCCAGAUACAGCAACAGACAGUUGCUCAGCAACAAGCGCAAGCGGGUAUGGGAAAUAUGGGACCCGGUAAUUUACAACAACAAGGUAAUCAGCAACAGUCGGGACAAGGUGUGCCCAAUGUUGGUUCCGGGCAGAUAAACGCUGCAGGUAUGGGUCCUGGGGGAAAUAUUCCCGGAAACCAAAUGGGCGGUUCGCAAGCAAACUUUGUUCCUAUUGGCGCUAAUUCUAUGAUACGGAAACCCCAGGAUAUGAUGAGCGGUGGUCAGGUUUAUCCUGGUGGAGCGGUGCGAAGUGUUACACCAAACCAAUUUUUACGUCAAUCACCGUCUCCAUCAGUACCGUCGCCAGUUGGGCCAGGCUCCAUGGGACCACAAUCACAUCCAGGGCAAAUGAUUCCAAGUCCGGCAUUGAUUCCUUCUCCUAGCCCACAAAUGGGAAGCGUUCCUCCUAGAAACAUUGGACAAUCUCCCGGUUCUAAUUUGAAUACACCUGGUCAACCAGGAGGAGCCGCUCCAAGUCCCUUAAAUCCUCAGGAAGAACAGUUGUACAGAGAAAAGUAUCGCUCAUUGACAAAGUACAUAGAACCACUUAAGCGUAUGAUUGCAAGAAUGGAAAAUGACGACGUUGAUAAGAUUGGUAAAUUAAAACGAUUACUUGAAAUCCUUUGCAAUCCGACCCGGCGCAUUCCACUGGAAACGCUAUACAAGUGUGAAGCGGCUCUUACCAGCCAGCUCGGCUCGAUGCGUGAAACAUCACUUAACAAUCCGCUCGUUGAAGCCGUCUCUGCCAAUCUGCAAAGUUCUCUUGGAAACCAUACACUUCAACGGACAUUCCGGCCUUGUCUAGAGGCUUUGUUCGGUCCCGACAUCAAAAAUUUACCGACUCCCGCUAAACAACCACGGCUAGCGAUCGAAGAGUCGAUGGGUUCAAGUUCCAGCGGUUCACAGGAAAUUCCGCACAUAUUGCAAGGAGAAAUAGCCCGUUUGGAUCAAAAAUUCAAGGUCUCCCUGGAUCAGUGCGCCGUUGGAGGUACCAAAACCAUAAAGCUUAUUUGUUGGUUGGAUGACAAACACCUUCCGUGUGUUCCGCCGGUUGCCGUUACCAUUCCGGAGGAUUACCCAUUCAUUUCGCCUAGCUGCACUCUAAUCGAGCAGGAGUACAAUGCAACUCCGUUUCUGAUUCAGGUGCAGAAGUCUUUUCUGGCCAGAAUCUGUAAGCUGCCGGAAAUGUUCUCGCUGUCGCAUCUGCUGGACGCCUGGGAAAUGUCGGUUCGCCAGGCUUGCGCUCCCAAUCCCAGCCUGGUGGCCCCCAGCGCCACCAGUGUUCUGCUCGGUAUGUAACGGCUAGGGGUAAGUGAUUGCUUUUUUGAGUUUUUUACUUUGAUGUUCUGAUUUGAUUUUCUACAUUGCGGAUACGCAAUUAACUAGUGAACUUGAAGAAAUAAAUUUUGAGUAAGC